This is a messenger RNA of Talaromyces marneffei, 1050 nucleotides long. RefSeq lists its product as uncharacterized. The record is from RefSeq and is a predicted model, not a curated record. The coding region runs from base 1 to 1050 and encodes 349 amino acids. Gene Ontology annotation, biological process: lipid metabolic process. The transcript has 2 exons. Gene Ontology annotation, molecular function: oxidoreductase activity, acting on the CH-CH group of donors. Lineage: Eukaryota; Fungi; Ascomycota; Eurotiomycetes; Eurotiales; Trichocomaceae.
AUGGACAACAUAGUCGCGCUCGCGACGUCCUUCUUCCCCCCUCAACCAUGGGCGUAUGCCUGGCAACUACGUCUCUUCCAAUGGUUUCCAGCCACAACCGUAGUUCAAUGGCUAUUAGACUAUCAUCCGGCAGGAAAAUUCUCGGUGCCAAACUCUGCGCUCAAUCUCAACGGCCGCUUUGCUUGGAGCGUCAUGGAGGUAGUCGGCCUAAUUAAUGUUAUAUACAUUUUGGCGACACUUCCAGCAAGCUUCAACUUUUCAUUUGCAGAGUUACCCCUGUGGAACAAGGCUGCUGCUGCUCUCUAUGUGAUUCACUACUUCAAUCGAUCUAUUGUGAAUCCGCUCUUCGUUGCGCCUAGUAUCUCUCCCGUCCGAUUGGAGGUGUUUGUAGUAGCCUUUAUCUUCAAUUUGAUCAACUCUUCCUGUAUUGCCGGGUGGAUUACAGGGUAUGAUCUCACUCAAGGUUUGGGGUAUACGCCUUUACCAGCAUCAUCGACAACCCUCCAGCAAUGCCUUCCAUAUAUCGGCGUGGCUACUUUUGCAUAUGGGAUGAUCGGCAAUAUCCGUUCUGAACGAACGCUAUGGAGUCUUCGCCGCGAAGAAGCCCAGCGCCGAGCCGCCAAAAAAUCAGACGCAAAAGAAGCAAGCAAGAACGAGAAGAAUAUUCACCACAAAGUUUACGUGAUUCCUCCCGCAAAAGGCUUGUUUCGAUGGGUUCUUUAUCCGCAUUAUUCCCUCGAAUGGCUGGAAUGGGCUGGCUUUGUAUUGGUCGGUACGGCUGUAUAUCCUGCCCAUGCCUUUCUACCGACGAUAUCGCAUCCAGGUUUGCCGGUACCGUCCGUCAGUACUGCUCCAUGGCUGAAACCAUUUGCUAUGCUUGCUGAAUACCUACGCAUUCCGUUCCCCUGGCCAGCUCUCGUGUUCGUUUUGAAUAACGUUUUUACCAUGUUACCCCAGGCACGUCGAGGCCUGAGAUGGUAUACUACCAACUUUGGGAAGGAUGCUGUUGCUGGGCGGAGUGCGGUGAUUCCGGGCGUUCCCUUUCUAUAG